This is a messenger RNA of Seminavis robusta, 1425 nucleotides long. The record is from the annotation of a GenBank genome assembly. Lineage: Eukaryota; Bacillariophyta; Bacillariophyceae; Naviculales; Naviculaceae.
AUGGAUAUCUCAACUUCUAUAUUCGGGAUGAGUGCAUCUUCGAACGAAAACGAGAAAAGCAAAGAUGAUUGCGGCGAAGAAACAAGGAUACCCGACGCCAUUGAGUUUCUCAAUCAGAACCUCAACCAGAACCCCGAUGCCGACAGUGGUGGAGGAGAUUUGUUGAAUGCUUUGGCCAUCAUCUGCGAUGAUAACCAUGCCAGUCGAAUGAAUCACAUGCAAGGAAUCGACACUGCAGCAAUCUCGCAAGAUGCGUCGAGUCAUCAAAUGGCUCUGUUGUCCAACGACAUGCCACUCCUUGCUUCCGCCAAUAACAAGCGCCACCAUCCAGGACAGGCCUAUUAUCACCCUCGUGAUCAUUCGGACAGUCCAGCGACGACAAGCCAUGAGGAUUCGGGAAAGCGUCGCAGGAAAUCUCGCUGCACGCACCCGCGUCUGACAUGGGAAGAGCGCAUCCAACAGCUCCAAGACUACAAGGACGAACAUGGCGAUUUGCUCAUUCCGAUACGGUUCAAGGAAAACCCGUCGCUUGGAAAGUUCGUACACAAUACAAGGGAGCAGUACAAGCUAUUCCUCCGAAAUCAAAAGCAGGAGCAAGGAGGCUCCAAACCGACCAAACGGUGCAGCCUUACCCCGGAAAGGAUAGCACAGCUGGAGGCACUUGGCUUUGCCUGGUCCACAGAUCGCACCAAACACCAAAAGGAAGACUGGGAAGCAAGAUUGCAGCAGCUCAAGGACUACAAAGCGAAACACGGAGAUUGCUUGGUUCCACAUGGGUAUGCAGAAGACCCGAGUUUUGCAGAGUGGGUGCAUCGACAGCGUACCACCCACGCACACAUGUUGAAAGAACAGGCUGAUCAUUCACCUCAUCACAGCCACCACCCACCCAAUCCCCUCGUGGGGGAACGAAUGAUACAGUUGGAGGAACUAGGAUUUCAUUUUACGGUUCAUGCCGACAAAUGGAUGGAACAUUGGAAGGAAUUGAAAGCAUACAAGGCUAUGCACGGAGAUUGUCUUGUUCCAACUCAUUGUCCUGAGAACCCAAAGCUGGGAAGAUGGGUGCAUACUCAGCGUCAUCAACGACGAUUGCAAUUAAAGGGCAAGAAAUCUUGCAUGACAGACGAACGUGUCCAGCUCUUGGACUCGUUGGGCUUUAGCUGGGAUGUACGACACCUUAAUCAUCAUCACCACCACCAUGACCCCACCGAUUUCGUAGCCCCCAAUUUUGUUCCAUUUGAACCACAGCAGCAGGCAUAUUUGGAUCAAUCCAAUAUCCAGGGGCAUCAUCAACAGCACCAGCAAUCGACAAUGGCCGUGCACGGUAUGCCUCCUCCAGACCAGGAAUGUUUGCUUCAAAUGCAGCAAGGCAACAACCCCAACGCCAGUAAUGCCGACAUUUUUGGUCAUGGAAUGGCAAUGGUUUGA